CUUUUUGUCCUUUCCCUCUUGUUCCCACCUCCCUACCUCCCUUCAAAUAUGAGCGUACACUGAGUAGGCUUCCUGAUUGUAGUUCUCAGGAAUUUUAGGGUGGGUGGUAUGGUAGCGAGGCAAGAGUGUGCGCACACUCACACAAAUGUACCAGGUAGAAGUAAAGCAAUACCCAAGGUCAUUGGUGUGUAAAAAACCACAUGACCUGACUCUUCCACUCCCAUGACACCUUUCCAUUCUCCCCACCUCUGUCGGCUGCACACCGGGCGGUGACGCAGUGGCAGCAACAAGUGUCAGGUGUCUCUCAGGGUUUCAUAAAAAGACUUUGUCAACGGAAGUUCGCUCAGGUAAGACGAAACUAAAAGGUUAGCAACAGAACCUUAACUUCUUUUACAGCGUGAGAAAGUAUAUACUUUGGAAAAUGAGCGCGCGAGUGUUUAGAUUCAAGUUUUAUCUUAAUUAAGCACGUGCACCUAGUCAGUCUCGCUAAUAAAGAGUCCACUGUCCUCAGGCCGAGUUGAUGCUAAACCAGUCCAGCUACUAACUCUGUAGUCUAGUUUUCUCUCUAUUUAUCCCAGUCUCUUAACAUUAAGAUUAAACGAGAUAUGAAAGUUUACAUUUCUAUUUAUUGUAAACAAUUAACGCUUGUCGCUCAAAGUCACAGCCUUUAGUACACAGGUCGUAUAUUGUAACACACCUGACAUAUCUCCUACAAUAACAUGAUGUCCUAUUAACAGGGCUGCCACUCUUGAGCAUGACUCAUAACAGUUUUUAUUAUGAAGCCUCACAGCUGAUUGUUCAGGUCGAACUCAAUUAUCUUUUAAGAAUGUAUGCUUUUGUAUUUUAAUCAAUUAUUGCCUGUAAGAUUAAUCAUGUGUUAAGAAUUGCAUGCUCCUCCUUCAGCAUGAGUCAGACUGUAUUUCCUGCCUGUGUUGUGGUUACUUGUUGUUAAGGGGAACUUGUUGAUAAAAUUUAGGGGUUAAAGUCAGGAUCCCCCUUUGUGAUAGGUGAUGAGGAUGAAGCAAAAUGCUAGAGUAUUAGAUUUUUAAAGUUCCUUUUUAAGAUAGCCUGUCAUUAUCUUAAGACUGUCUCUACUGAACCUUUGACACCUCUGUAGAGGCUGUGUUUGAGUUGUGAUAUUUUAUCAUUAUUUAUUAUUUGGAUCUGAUCAAUAGUCUUUAAAUUCAAAGUCAAAAUACAGAGCAGUCUGCAGAGUAAGGCAUUGCAUUUCUUGCCUUUGGCUUCCAUAACAAGUAAUGGAAAGAGUCAGCGCCUAAUGCCUUGAGACUGUUCUCAGAAAUAAGUUAAGCGUUCUAUGGCCUCACCCUGUUCUUUAUUCAAGUCCGAAACAUUUCCUGUUUUGUAUAGAUUUUCAGAUGGUAGCACAUUUCACCAUCUGUACUUCUUGUCCGCUAAUGUAGAAUAACCUGAAUUUGAUUCACGACCCUUAUUUGUUUUGCCUGUUUUUCUAAGUUACUCUGGAUUUCUUUAGCAGUUUAAGGAUAUGCAAAUGAGAGUGGACUGGCCACUCAGUUUCAUCUGUGUUGUCCCUGGGAAGGACUUGUGAUCUUUCUGGGGUGUGUACCUUACAUGUCAUAGGUACAGUCUUCAGAACAACAUGCAGUCCCCCCAAAGAUCUACCAAGAAAGCUCUCUAAUGAGCAAACUAACAUGGUUCUCAGAUUGCAGUUUUUGUGUGCUUGAACAUAUAGAAGUAUUUUACAAUAUCUGUGCCCAACACUGCAGAAAAGCUAAUCAAUAGUGGAGGUAAUCUAACCUGCCCAUCAGGACUGAAAACCUGUAGCAACAGUAAACAGCCUCAAGCUUGUUAGAUGAGAACAUCCCAGUCAAAGUAACAGUGCAGAGUCCAACCAUGUUUUUUUUUUUUUUUUUAUAUCAAUCCUCUGAUCUGCCCUAUAGUAACACCAGACCAAUAAAACAUUACAUUAAACAGAUACAUUAAUGUAUUAUUGAACUUUAUAUUGAAAUAAAGUCAACUAGAUAUUCCACUCUUAUAGACUGGAUUUUCUGUUAGCGAUUUAUAGUCAGAGAUAACUUCAUAUGGUUUUGUCUCAGUUCAGAUAUUGCUGAAAUUCAGUCCAAAGUCCCUUCACUACAUGUCACUAGUGUUGCUUUCAUCUGGGCUGUGAUGUAAUGGGUGCACCUGGGUGAAAAGCACGAACAGUAAGAGAUCAUUAACUCUCGAGUGGUGCCCAGUGGUGAUUACACAUGGCCAUAAUAUACUGUCUGAGCACUGAUAAAGGGAUUCAUAGCCUGACAUUUCAGUCGUCUAUGGACAUAAAGUUUAUCAAAGGCCUGUUAUCUGUUUGUGACUCUCAUUUCUUGGUUUGUGUUUGUUGUAGUGAUGUAAAGGAAAGAUCAUAUUUGUUACGUCGUGUGGUUUUGGGUCUCAAAUUACUCUUCUCUGUCAUAAAGAUAAUGUGCUUAUGCUGAGGUUUGCUGCGUGUAGUUUGUCGUUUUAUCUUGGCGAUCAAGCGGCAUGAGCUGGUGUUCGAGUUUGAACACGUUGACCUGUUUGUUUGAAUGCUUCACUGUAUGCGUACAUGUGUUCAAGCACCCUUUGGUAUGUAGUUUCACUCAGGUAGUGGGGAGAGACAGGGGGUAAAUUGACCGAGAGGAUGGUGAAAAGUUGUAAAGCAGUGAUCUCAGACAGCAAAGAGUUCCUCUGCAUGCACAAACAUGGACUCUGGCAGGAGAGUCUCCUCAAGUUAGACUUUGUUCUUCUGUACCCAUUUAGAACAACCGUUUUGGAGAUCUUGGGAAUUUUGCCACACGGUUUUGUCUUACAACUCAAACCUUUAAGUUUCCUUUUGCUUGAGAAGUCAUUAAGAAGCCAUGAGUUUCUACUGUACUUGUAAGGCCAAUUACUGUCAAUUCUGAUAGUAUUUGUAUUUCAGGUGUCCAGAAAGCUCCCAGAGAUGGAGAGCGGUCCCUUCAAUCGACGGUCAUGGGCGACACAGUCCUUGCGUGUCACUGCAAAGGAGCUAUCACUGAGCGGCCGUGGGAAAAACAAUGCCAUCGCUGAACGCUUCUCCAAGUGAGUAACAUUUGGUUUUCUUUGGAUCUUUAUCGCUGAAAAUGUAAAUAUUGAAUGUUUUGACAGCAUGCUAUAAUUGCUUUGCCUGGUACCUUCCCUCGGCAGCAUAUACAAGCAUUUGAAAUCGUUAAAUAGGAAAAAUACAUCUUAACGCUUCUGCAGGUCAUUGAGUCAACAGUAUCGUUUAAGUCUCGUGUUUCAUUAUCAGCUUUUAAGUACUUACGUGAGCGUUAAAAAUGCUUCGAGCAAAAUUUAAGUCAUAUUUUAGCUUCUUAAAACUGUUCUUGAAUUUCUCUUUCAUUCGCCGAUGAACUAUUGAAGAUUAAUGAAUGUUUUCAUAUGAUUUACAAACCUUGAUGCAAGAUGUAUUAAUUAAUUUUAUUUUUAUGAGAUAAAAUAUAAUUUACAGUAUUAUACCCUAAAAUACAGUUAAAAACAGCAUGUACCUCUAAACCUGUGGCAAAUAUUGAUGGAACUAAAAAGAAGUAAUAUUUGAAUGAACUGUAAGCUGAAAUCAAAUGUGAAGGUAACAACCCAAAAGUGAAUAUCUCACAAAGCUGUUAAAGAACACCUAUUGUUUUGUCAAGUGUCCCAUAUUUCAUUGUUUGUGGUCAGUCAGCAGAGGUCAGUGUUGUGUCUGUCUGUCUGACUGUCUAUAUCUCUGUCCUUCUCAGGUACCAGAAAGCUGCUGAGGAGGCCAGUGCAGAGAAGAAAAAAGGAGUAAGUAUGUCUGAGACACUUUAGGACUGAAGUUGUUAUUGACAAAUCAAGGAUAGACCCCGUUGACAACAUUUUGAUAAGCCUUUCUCAGCAACGCACUUGAUUACAUGACUUUGUGCACACUGCAUGUUUUGCCUCAUUUGCUCAGCCACUUCUGCUGGUGCUGAACUAAUUAUUGCAUGAAAGGAUAAGGGGUAAACACACGUACAGUAUGUGCGUGCACGCACACACACACACACACACACACCAUGCCAACACACUGUCUGAGCCACAUGUCUUGUCUAUACUGAUCUCUUAUUGGCCACUUGUUGCAAUAGGCAGCCUAUAAAACCCAUAAUCCUGCUACAGUGUAAUCCUCCUGCAGUGCUCUCUGUAGGUCCAUCCUUUGUCACUUUGAAACACUGAUUAAGAAACCAGGACUGACAUUAUAUGAGGAACUGAUCAGCAAACGCUAUGAGGAAAUAUAAGGUAAUUCAGCUGUGGAUGUAGAUGAUAAAUCUGGGGGUUGUUUACAAGUUUGUGAGUAAGAGCCAGCUGCUUUGAAGCUUGUCAGUGUCUGCAGCCUCUGUCUAAUGAGCUACAAUUAAUGAAAAUGACAGGAAAACUGUUAUUUUACACCUGUAGAAGCAUAUUAUAACCAAUUAUGACUCAAUAUUUGCCUAAAUUACUUGCAAAAUUGAUUGAACAGAACUUUAAAGAUGCUCUAGAGGCAAAUUUCUCUCUGCAGGUGGAGGUACUUCUGCACUUUUCAGGAUAAAUCAUCAGAAACCUUUAAACUAUUCAGUCAACAAACGUGUGUGAAAAUGUGUUGAUGCCAUUUUUGUAGAGAUAUAGAAGUCUAUUUAAUAUUUUGUGGAUUAAACCCAUUCCCUGAUGUGUCUGAGGCAUGUGUGAGUAAGGGGUGCGAGGGACCAUCUGUUUGUCUGAACGUGUUUGUGCGUGUCUUGGGAGAAGGGGGGGGGUUGGGUCUUCUUACACAUGAAUGAUUAGUCUAUCAGAUAGACAAAGAAAAACAUACAACUUUAGAAAUAUCUACAGAAGACGAGAACAGCCAUGGGAUUUCUUUAUCUUUAUAUCUUGUUAUAACGACUUAUUAUCUCGACAUAACAAAGUUCGUUUUCUCGUGAUAACAGAAAUGUUGUGAAGCCUACCUAAAACGGUUACUUUUAAAAACGCCCUCUAGAUUGUGAUAUUUCUAAAACGCAGCAGCCACCGUUGUCAACAGCAAGCCAGGGUUUCAAUGAAAACGCUGAUAAUGCUUUUAAUGUGGGAACAUUUCAAUUCAAUUCAAUUCAAUUAUUUUAUUCGAUUAGCAUUUAAAAUCCACCCACAACAGAUACAUAGUAAAUUUCAAAAGCAUCAUAAAGCUAAUCGAAAAGGUGUAGGCUGAAGCUCAUGCUUAUUUUGCCUACCCUUUUUACAAAAAAACAAAAACUUUAGCAAGGCGACUCUUUAACUACAUUUAACCGCCAUGUGCGAAUUGGACAACAACAGUAACAAUGGCGGACACAUUAUUAAUUUAUUUGUUAUCGCAAAAAACAAUCUUUGUUAUGUUGAGAUAACGAGAUAAUUAGCCCUUAUCAUAAGAUAACAGUGCAUAAAAGAAACCCUAAAAAUAUUUGCCGGUAAGUUUGACACACAGAAUCUGAGGAAUGUGUUCUUGUUGUCAUCAUCGUUGCCGUAAAAGUUAACAAAAAGGCCUGUUCCUGCAACAAAGUUUUUGGGAAUUGUUUUCACUCUGGAAAAAAAAGACAUAUUCAGUAAACAUGCUCUUCUUUUAGCAUUUACCAGCUGUGCUCAGUCCUCCAGCUCCUCUGACUAGUUUAUCUGUCACCGGUGACCACAACCUUCCAGAUGGGAAAGACACAGUGGUCUAUAUUCAUUGUACUCUGCGAAGAAUAUGUUGUCAAGGUGUCUUUAUCCAUGGGCAGUUCGUACAAGAUUAGUCUCUCUUUUACAAUGAGUUUCAACUCCUUAAUACUAACCUUCUGCAGCUCUGUGAAUCUGACGUGACACUCCUUUUUAACUGUCGUAGAGCAUAAAUUAGUCAGAUUAUAAUCUUUACUCUAUAUACUUAAACCUGGUGUAUAAUAAACAUAAUAAAACCAUAAAUGGUUGGUGUAGAAAACUCUGUUCAAAACUAAGUUACUACUCAUCUCUGCUAUUAUGUCUUCAUUUAUUUAGUGACUUUUGCUCUUUUUAUCAAGUUACUCAGUGGUUCAUUCUUCUAAAAUCUUCUGUCCGGUUUGUAAAGGUAGGGGCUAUGAAGUAGUGGACCUUUUCUCUUCAGGAAUAAGAGGAACUAUUUCACCCACACAGUAAACAAAGAGUUAACUUUUCCCUGAGUGUAUCAUUUCCUGCUCUGGUUUCCUGGGUAUCUGACCACCCUCUCUCUCUCUCUUGCUCCCUCCCUCCCUCUCUUUCAUUCACCCUCCUGCUGUUAAAGGGGCUGGACUCGCUCUCAUGAACACUUUCUGACUAGCUGCAAACAUCUGGGAGAGCUGGACCUGUAGAAAGACUACCACAGGACUCUCUCUUUCUGAACUGUCUUGUUUGUGGUCCUGAACUCUAGCGCAUUCACAGCCGAGGUUUCUUUCUUUAUUUUUCCCCUUUUUUUUGUUUUACUUUUUGCGAUCAAAAACAGGAACAAUCUUGCCACUGUCCAACACUCUCCAUUCACCCGGACCUGCUUCACAAAGACAGUAAUUGUUUGCCUGUUUUUUUUUUAUAUCCACUUGGGUGUCUUUGUCUCUUUUGAACAGUUCUUCAUUCUUAAGGCCUUAUUUUUAUUCUUUAUGUUCUCAAGUUUAUCUGUCUGUUACACUGUCUGUCUCUGUGCACGAUCAAAUAACUAAAUUGUAGAUACAUUAAUACACUAGGUUACCAAACUCUUUUGAAGGCUAAAUGUUUGUUUAAAAUGAUCUUAAAGUGACGGUUAAAAAAGGAUUUGUAAUUUUGAUAAUGUGUUACAUAGAAGUGUAUUUUAAUGACACACCCUCAGGUGGGUCAAUUUCUCAUGUAAAUGAAAUUCUCACAAUUGCUCACGUUUUUUUUUUUUGAGGGUUCAUUGGUGAACUCGUAAACUUGUAUGGUUUAUCUAAAUGUCCACGUCCUCUUUCUCCAAAGUUUAAUUCCUCUUUUUUUAAAAUAAGGGAAGUUUCUGGUGGUCACACAGCAGCAGCAGCAGCAGCAGCAGUAGUGUGCCUGGUGUUCUGUUGUUGCGAUUACGGCUGUACAUGCUGUGUGGACAUGAAUGGCUGGGUGUUAAACAGAGCCCUUCCAGCGUCUUUUUGGAAAGGUGAAGUUUUCUUGUGGAAGGAAUGCAGCCAGAGGAAAAGAAAAACAUGCUGAGCUCUGCCACCUUCAUCUUGAGCGGGUUGUUUUUUCUCUCUGCAGCUUCAGAAAAACACUCACUUCCUGGUCCAGCUUUGAACAGCUGUUCACCUCAUCUGUCAGAAGCCAAAAUCUGAUCCCGGCAUUUCCUUUCUUCCAUGUGCUGAGCUGAGCGCUUAGCACUGCACAUGCUCUGUUGCCAAGAGGAAAUAGUUGAAUAAUUCUGGAGUGACACUAGCUGAGGAAGAACAGUUGGCCUUCUCAGCACUUGAUUGACGUUUUCACUUUAAGUUCAGCCUCAAACUAUUUGUCACUCUUUCUCACAGGCUUCUGAGAGUGCAUCGCCCUCUCUGCGAUCAGCCAACCUGAGCGCUCUGAAGAAGCGAUGGGAGCAAAGAGGCAGCAACGAUAAGGACAAGUCUUCCUCAACCCCUAUUCCAACCUUGUCCAGCAUCCGCCGCAGACCUCCUGCUCUGAGCAAACCUCCAUCUAUCACUGAGCAACCUCCUCCGGUGAAGAGUCCUACUGUCCCAACCGACCAAGAAGGUCAGCCUGCAGAGCCAACAGUGAGCAGAGGUGAAGAAGAGAGAGGGAUGGACAGGGAUGAGCUGACGCACAGAGACAGACCUGAAAAGCUUGAUGAGCAAGUUCCAACCAGCCCCCGUGCCUCUUAUGAGAAAGCCAGGGUGCCACUGAACAACCUGAAGAUGAAGUUUGAGAGGAGAGAGAACGCCACGGGCAAGGUAACUGUAGACACACUCACACACAGUAAGCUCUGUAUGAACAAAAAUAAAUACAGAAGAUCUCACUUGAUCAUUAUUUAAGUAGCAGCAGAAACUCUCAGUUGUGCACACAUUCCUCUGUUGGCUCUUUAUUUAUUUACAGCUCUGACAGCUGCGCAUCUAUCAGUCGUGUUUCUCAGGGAAUUUACUGUGACCACCGUGUUGACCAGUGGGAUUAAGUGUACCGAGGGUAUCUCUCAAUCGUGGCCAAUUGUAUGUUACAUAAUCAGAAGCUACUUUUUCAACAAAAAGACCAAACAACUUCUUCAAGCAAGGCUGAUAAGGUUGAUCCAAGUUAUCCUAACAGCCAAGACACAAAAGUUAAAAUUAGAAAUACAGCAUAUAACAAAACAAAGAAGGGGAUGCAAAUUCGAAGUAUUCUCCAUGACUGACCUUUGGAAAAAUUUGGUGAUCAUUUUUUAAUUAUUCAUGAAAAAGACUCUUGAAUUGUCCUGACAUAAAGGAUACUGAAUGCAUUUUCCCUAAUUCCUUACUAUUUAUGCCAACAGAUUGGAUCAAAGAUGGUAUUCCUAAGCGACAGAACAUAACAGUACAUACAAGUUGUUAAACACACCGGAUAUCAACAUGCAGAGCAGAUCUAAAAAACGAUGACUCAGUAUAGACUAAACUCAGAUGACUAAAUGAAGAAUUGCUGCAACAACAAAACUGAACAGAAAACAUAUCCAGACUCACAGUGUCCAGUUUUUUACUCAGUUGUUCUUAUUGAGAAAAAUAAGCAUGUCCACAUGGCCUGUUGUCAGUCAGCACAACUGGGGAGCACAACUGGGUCAAAAUGGGUCCAGGGGGCUGAAAACACGUUCAGACAGCACCCGUGUUUGCAGAGAGUAACGGUGUGCCAGCUUUGCUGCACUGUGGGAAAUCUCUCUGUAUGUUCUUUUCUCAACCUUUGUCUCUGCUUUGUAAGUGGCUGAUGGUGAGUAUCGUUUCGCCAGACAGAGAGCAUCGGCCGCAUGACCGCAGCCGUAACCCAGUGAGUCUGCUGUGUGCAACACCUUUAACCAGUUGGUUUGCAUUGAGACAUGCUUUAAGCUUAAUAUAGCAUGAAACCACACACUGUUCAUCUCUGCCUGAUAGAAAACAGACAGAAAUAUACGUAUUCAAGUAUAUGCAAAUUAAUAGCUAACACCCCUGUAUUAGAGAUAAGCCAAAAACUAAGCAACAAUCUUCAGAAUGGAUGCCCAAACAUGAUUAAAAAAAAGACAAUUUCAAUACUGACAGUAUAUUGGAAAAGUAUACAAAGUGCAUUUAUUAACAGUAACAUUUAUGACCUACAAAGUAACAUCUACUCUCUACAGCUAACUGAUUAAUCAUUGAAUAAUCACCCAAGACAUUUGAUCCAUAUUUUGCUUAUAAGCGAGUAUUAUACAACACGCUGUAACUGUCCUUCCCAGGUUUUUUCUCUUUUUUUCACUCUGAGUACUUUGUCCUUCCUGAGUUUUGCCCAUCUUUCUCCCACCUGUGUCUGCCCCCCUUCUUCUUUAUGUCUCCCCCUUUUCGGCCCACAACAAUCCUCCACUCUUCACCGUCCUCAGCUGAGGAAUGCAGGAACAUUCCUGACCUACGGCUGUUUCGGUCCUCAGACAAUCACCUCUAAGGAGCGAACAGUCUUUGUCUUACUUUGGGCUUAAACCACUGUGUAUAUUCUUGAAGUUCAAAUAGUCUCAAGUGGGAGAUUUGGUUUUUGAUUUGUAUGUCACUGUGUGCAGAUUUGGUCUUUUUGGGGAUACUAAGUUGUAUGAUUAAAAACAUCACAUCACAUCCACACUUAGACGGUGAGGUGUAAAAGACUUAAAGGCUAAACUAAGAGCAUUGUUGUUCCUCUGCUCUCAUCACUGUCUGAUGAGGUUCAAUAACUUUUUCUUCAGCUCAGGAAAAGAAAUGAAGUAAAGUUGGUUUUAAUUGGCUGAGAUGUUUUCCAGGUUUGAGGAUCACUGCUGAGAGAGACUCUGGUAUAACCAUUAUUGUCCUUGACACGUGGGCACACAAAAACUCACACACUUCAGUUGAAGAGUUUUGGUCGCUGGACUGAGAGUCCAAGGCAUGUUGCUGGCUGUUCAAGCAGAUACUUGACAUUUUUUUCUGCCCUUAUUGCAGUGCUACUGAGACGGAGUCUAUAGUUGGGUGUUUGGAAAGAAUGCUAAAAUGACCUUCUUAUGACAAAGGCUGAACAUUUGAUCAGGAUAGGUGAAACAGAGGACAACUGUAGAUACAGUGGCUCUAGAUGGAUUUAUUUUAAACUAUUCAUAAGUGUUUAAUUCAAUGUAGGAAACUAUAAAAAACAUAAAUGAAAAUUUAGGGAACUAUUAAAGGGAUAUUCCGGCGUAAAAUGAAUUUAGGGUCAAACACAGUGUAACACAGAGUUAGACGCCCCGUCGAGAGAUGAAUGUUGCCAACUGCUUGCUUCUCUAGUUAUACCAAUUUUAGUAACCAUCGCACAAAAGCAAUACACAGCGAUCUGAGGAGCCAUAAACAAACCUCAACCAACCAGCCACUCUAUAGCCACAAAUAAUGAUCAGAACAGCACCUAACUUCAUCAACAGUACAUAUAGGGUCCCAGCCAUAGUACAAGCCACCAAACAUCUUUUUAUCUUUGCCUGAUUUCUUUAGCAAAGAGACUAAACACAACUCACCCACUCUCUUCCAGCAGCCGCUUGUUUGUACAGGGACCUCGGGCCAAUCCGUUGCAGACUAAAGCGGGGUGACGCAGCUCAAGGAAUAACAUUUAUGAUCAUUUCCUUGAAGUAAUAUUCAUCAUUUUGCACUGCAGACGCGGUAGUUCUUCUGCCUUAGUGUCUCGGUCUGAUUGCAUUUCCAUGAAGAAAUGAUCAUAAAUGUUCUUCCUUGAGCUGCGUCACCCCGCAGCAGUCCGUAAUGGACUGGCCCGAGGUCUCGCUACAAACAAGUGGCUGCUAGAAGAAAGCAGGUGAGUUGUGUUUAGUCUCUUUGCUAAAGAAAUUAGGCAAAGUUAAAAAGAUGUUUGGUGGCUAGUACUAUGACUGGGACUCUAUAUGUACUGUUGAUGAAGUUAGCUGCUGUUCUGAGCAUUAUUUGUGGCUAUAGAGUGGCUUUUUGGUUGAGGUUUGUUUGUGGCUCCUCAGACUGCUGUGUAUUGCUAUCUGCGGUCGUUAAUAAAGUUGAUAUAACUAGAGAAGCAAGCGGUUGGCAACAUUCAUCUCUCGAGGAGGUAUCUAACUCGGUGUUACGGUGUGAUUGACCCUAAAUUAAUUUUACCCCGGAAUAUCCCUUUAAGGCUCGUAAUUGUCAUUUAUGAGAUCACAACCUCCUUAUAAUCUUCUACCCUCUCAAAAUAAGGCCUCUCACCAUGUUUUAAAUCACAGCCCUCUCUUGUGUUGGAUGCCUGUUCAGUUGAAAAAAAUAAAAAUAAAAAAACGCAGAGCUUCACUUCAUUAUAUCAUAAAAACCUCUUGUGUUUUUUAUGCUCUGAGCCAAAUAGACCAGAGAGGAUAUAUAAAGUUUUAAGAUUAAAUAGAACCAAACUGAAUUCCCCUCUUUACAGCAGUAUGAAGAUCAUUUGAACCAGUAUGUCCUUUGUGUGGACAGACUCAAGCAUGUCCAUAAAAGAUUAGAUAUGAAUCUAAAAGCAGUCUGUGCUUCAUGGUGAUCAAAGAUUUAUAGUAGCAUUUGUUUCUCUGAAAGACAGGAAGGCAGUAAAACUUUGCCCUGUUGAAAAUGUUGCAGAUAAAAAAAAAGCUAUUUGGCUAAAAAGGGAGGAGAGUUGGUGCAAACAAAGUUCACAGCUGUAGUUUUGUAAGCUAGAUUUCUUAUUUCAUUUUUUCUAUUUCACAGGUUGGCAGGACAACGCUACGCAGUAAUUCUUCUGAGGACAUGGAUCAACAUGGUAAAGAGAAACACGAACAUUUUCCUUAAAAAUGAUGAAACAAACAGGUUUAAAUUCAUUUUUAUCUUAAUAAUCAUUUUUGAGUCCAAAGUUCAUCAUCAGGCCCUUGUCUUGAGACAUUUGAUCCUUUUUGUAGUGCUGUUCACUGUUUGACACAACUGGAGUUUGAUUUAAACAUCUGGACUGCAGAGCAACACCGAAUUUUUACAGCCACAUUUUUCCUGAGUUUAAAUGUUGAAGUGUAAAUGUUUUAUUUUAGGUUUGUCUGUGUCUAAACGAGUGAUCGAUUCAACAUCCAUGAAGGAGAAGUUGGCGAAGUUCCAGGCCUCUGUUUCUAAACAUAACAACGAUGUCUCUGUGAGUAUAAGCAGCUGAAGACAUGCUCAUUGAAGAGUACUAUAAAUGUGCUUGAAUACAAAUGAAUCCAAGUUUUUACAGUGAAAGGUUUAAAAAGUUUUUGUCUGAAGACACCAAAAUAGAGAUUAAAACACGAGGAAGUAUUUAAAGAAAUAUCAGAGGGUUGUAAACGUUAUAUGUUAACAAAUAUUUUUUCUAAUAACCAAAUCUUUUAAAGAGACAAUUUUCAUAGAAUCUCUUCGCUGUAAUAGUUUUGCAGUAAGUUAAAGUGUGAUAAAAUGGGAUUUAAGUGUCUUUUGCCAAAUUAUCCAUCCUAAUAAAAACUAAUACUGUGUCUAUUCUGAUACAUAAAGUGUGAGUGUUAACUGAGCUUUGUUAAGAUUUGUUAAAAAAGAGAUGUUAAGUCUACAUAUAAAAGUAAUGUCACGUCAUGUUUUAGUGGUCUCUCUGUUUUACCCCUUUCUGUUCCUGUUAAUGUUUCUACAUUGUUUGCAUUUUUCCUUCCUGUCUGCUCCAGAAAUAGGUAAAAAACCACAACAGGUUAUUAUGUAGGAGCCAGUUCACAGAAGUGUUUGUUUUCUUUUCCUCUUUGACAUUGUGUGUCCGGCAGGGUGUGGCCUCAGAGGUGCCCGCUCCAAAAACAUCUGCGGCAGUAAAUCAGAAACACAGUCCCGCCCCUGAGUGCAACGGUAAGUCUAACAACUUAUCAAAGCCCACAGUGGAAACAGAACGAAAUGUAAUAAGAAAUGUUGAGAAGAACUUUUUCUAAGAAAGUAAGGCGACACAAGUUUGUUUGAGAGUCUCUUGAACCUCCAGAGUACAACAGGAUAACUCUUUAUGUGCUUUGUUUCUUUCAGGAGAAAACAGUGAACAACCAAAGGCACCAAGGGUAAGCACAUUGUUACAACAAGCAGAAAAAAAUCCAUAAAUCAUUCAAAAAUGUUCAAAAGUUAAAAAAUGGAUUUAUUAAUUUAUCGUCUUUGUGUGUUUUUAAGUUCUGCCCUCCAGUGAGAGAGAGCUGUAGUGCGUGUUUGAAGACGGUAUAUCCCCUGGAGAGACUGGUGGCUCUUAAAAACGUCUAUCACAAAAGUUGCUUCCGCUGUGUGCACUGCAGCAUGAGACUCGGGUAACGCACACUUUUGUCAGCUUUAUUUGUUGAAACUGUGUCUUUGAAUCUGUGCUGCAAAUUCCUCAUAGAAGUCAUUGGCUGCCUGUUUGGAGGAUUCAAAACCAAAUGAUCUGUGUUGUCUCUUUUUCCAGUCUAGGGAACUACGCCUCUCUGCAUGGUAACGUUUACUGCAAGCCCCAUUUCAACCAGCUGUUCAAAGCCAAAGGAAACUAUGACGAGGGCUUUGGCCACCGGCCCCACAAGGAGCAGUGGGAGCCUCGAGCCGAUGAAGAGGAUGACAAAGGGGUGAAGCCAAAGGAACAAGAGGAACCUGCAGCAGUGACAAGUCCAACUGAGAGUGUCUCGGACAAACCACUAACCCCAGCUGAGGAGACGUCCCCGCAGGUGAAAGUCACAGACCUGACUGCGGCCCUGGAGACGCGUGUGAAGACACAAGUAAGCUUUGGUGAGAAACCUCAGUCUACAGAGAGGCUGGCGGAGACACGCAGGCUCAGGAUUGCCUGGCCUCCCCCAGGAGGUGAGAACCAACCCGGGGCUGUAGUCCUCAGUCCGGUCACAGAGGGGGUCCCCCCUGGCCGAUCACGGAGAGCCAAGUGGCCCCCAGAGGAUGAGGUCCAGUCAUCCUUCCAGAGUUCAGAGCGGGCUGAGCUGAAGGGUGUGAGGAGGAGCCAGUCUCUAAAGGAGCGCUGUCGACCUUUUACAAUCGCAGCCAAACCCAGUGUCACACCCAGUGCGGGCCCCAAGGAGCCUCGGCGGCCACUCAAAUCCCUCCUGGAGUGGAGAAAAUCUUUUGAGGAAAAACAAUCAUCUGAAGAAGCAAAGAAGGAAAACAAGCCGGAUCUUCACCAGGUAGAAAAACAGGAAGAAAAAAAAGAGCUGAGUGAAGAACCACUGAGCAGAAGAGCGACCGUAUCAGAAGAGGAGGAGACUCCACAGCAGAAGAAAAGUGACAGCCCACCAGAGGGAGUCGAACCUUCAGCAGACAAGGUGGCAGCAGAAGAUGGCAUCUCACCUGGUGUCUCACCAUCCCCCUCUCCACCUGCACAGCCCAAACAGAACCGCGCCUCUCAGGAUGUGGGCUUCUGGGAGGAGGACAAAGAGGGAAGUGAAGCCGAGGAGCUGAGCGCAGAGGAUAUAAUCAAGAGGAACCGCUACUACGAGGAGGACGACUCUGAGUCAUAGGAACUUUGAAUUUAAUGUUCAUCUAACAUUUUACACUUUUGUCAGUUUUCUCAUCUCAUUUUAGAAGUAGAGCGCAAAUUUAGCUUUGCCAGGUGUCAUAGUUUAAAGGAGAGAUGCAAACAUAUAUGUGCAUAUAAAUUUCAAUAACUGCCUUUAAUCGUUUAAGUUUGAGUAUUUCUAAGUUGUAAAGGUACAGUGGUGGAAAUGGGAACAUUUAGCCAAAUCUAUCUCCCCCUACUCAACCCUCUUGCUGGAAGCUCCCCAAGUGACGGUGGCCAUGGAGGACAAAAGCUCCUGUGAAGCAUGAUGUGUGUGAUCCUUCAUACAUCUUUCAACCGGUGGAUUUUUGUUUGCUCAAUUUAAAAAUGAAUGUUUUAUUAGUUUGUCUUUCUGUGCUACAUUAGAAACAUGGGAGGGCACCUCCUCCUAUUUAAACAUAUAAAAGGCUCAUCCUAAAUAAACAAAAACAGGUGAUAAUACUCUAAUCUAAACAAAUAUUAAAUUCUGUUUUUGACAAAGUUUAUUCUGCUUCUAUAAACCACACACUGUACCUUUCCUGUAUGAUGUCUUCUUGAAAAUAUUUAACACAUCUUUUUUUUAUGUCUCCUGAUUUAACUAGAAGCGUGGCCUCCUUUAAAUUUGAUCACACCUCUUUUCUUUAAACCCCGUUUCUGAUGGCAGAUACUAAAACACAAUAUUUUAUGCUGCUUUUUAAGUCCUUUUUAAUGACAGCCAUUCGCUCUCUGCGCCUUUAUGUGUUUUUGUCCUUCCUAUAAAGCGGUAAAAGACUUCAAAAUCUAAAUGUGAGGCCAUUUUUCACACCGUCUUAAAGUGAAUGUUAACCUCAGUGAAAAUUUAACAUUUCCAGCAAACCUCCCUUACAACCUGUACAUCUCUUAUCUGAAGGUUGAAGACACUGUCGUUGUCGGUGUGAACAUGUACUCAGAGCUUUACUUUUGUGCCACUCUUAAAGAUUUUGAUUUCAUGGAAACUUCACUGACUGUGAAAGCUCCAAAGAGCAGACUGUUGAUGAGUCCAUACCUUCUAUUGGUCAGUCACAAGAAAAGCUAAUCCUUCACAGCACUUUCCUGCAGGGGGCGCUCUGGAUUUGUAAACAGCUACUGCAGCUGCAGAGGAAUGGCCAUCUUUAUCUCCAUCAUCGGUGUUCUUGUACUUAAAAGCCUUAAAAUAUUUUGAUUUAUCAGUCAGUGGGGCAUUUGUUUUAAAUAUUUUCACCCUGGUCUGGAUUUAAAAUAUGUUGGAAAAUAUAUUAAUCCAAAAUACAGCAUGUAUCAUCUCUUCUGGGCCUUCUGGAUUUUCUUGUAAUGUUGUCAAAUAUGAAACAUUUUUAUAUGAUAUGUAAAUCACUUUGUAAUCUUAAAUGCGCUUUGGAAUUUAUGUUUGCACUGCAAAAUAUUUUGUAAUUUGUAUACUGACACGAUGGACAUUAAAGUCUUGUUAAACAAUUAAAACGUACCUACAAGCACACUUA
This is a messenger RNA of Xyrichtys novacula (pearly razorfish), 15932 nucleotides long. NCBI's taxonomy places the organism in Eukaryota, Metazoa, Chordata, Actinopteri, Labriformes, Labridae. The record is from the annotation of a GenBank genome assembly.